This is a messenger RNA of Pyrus x bretschneideri (Chinese white pear), 2293 nucleotides long. RefSeq names its product probable E3 ubiquitin-protein ligase EDA40. The record is from RefSeq and is a predicted model, not a curated record. NCBI's taxonomy places the organism in Eukaryota, Viridiplantae, Streptophyta, Magnoliopsida, Rosales, Rosaceae. The coding region runs from base 33 to 2222 and encodes 729 amino acids. The transcript is spliced from 2 exons.
UUCGAGAAGCAGAUUUCGAGAGAGGCUCGAAAAUGGUGACUGGCUGGCGAAGGGCCUUCUGCACAUCCAUCACCAAAGACAGAAACUCAAAAGUGCUUAUUGAGAAGCAGCAGCAACAUUACAACAACGACAAUCAGCAGAGCCCCAGAAUCAACUCCAAAUUUGGAUUCUUUUCCAUCCCUUCAACCACACGCCUCCAAUCUCAAUCCCAAGCUCAAUCUGUAGUCUCCAGCCCCGGCCUCCGCUGCCGAACCACCGCCACCAACACCCCCACUUACUCGCUACCCAACUCCCCAAAACUCCAAUGCAACGUCUCCUCCGCCGCCACAACCCCCAAAAAAGCCAGCAGCUACAGCCCUAGACUGCUUUUCCACUUCCAGCGAUCCAACCCAUCGUCCCCAAAAUCCCCUUCCAGCUUCUCCCUCCUCAAGUCCACCCUACGCCUCUCCAAAAGUAGAUGCGGAAUCUGCUUACAGAGUGUGAAAAGCGGUCAGGGCACCGCCAUUUUUACGGCGGAGUGCUCCCAUUCCUUCCACUUCGCCUGCAUCUCCGCCCACGUCAAGAAGAACAGCCUCCUCCUGUGCCCCGUCUGCAGUACCGCCUGGAAGGAGCUGCCGUUAAUCUCCGUCCACAAACAACAAGCCCAACACAAACCGCCGCCCAUUUCAUCGCCCAAGAAGCCCAGAGACGUCAAGACUAAGCCUCUGAGAGUUUACAAUGACGAUGAGCCGCUUUCGUCCCCAACUUCCGGUUCCCGCUUCAACCCAAUACCAGAAGAGAACGACGACGAAAACGAGGCCGUUGAAUUCCAGGGUUUCUUUGUGAAUACGAGUUCCAAGCCUCAAUCGCGUUUUGCCUCGGCUGACCGGAAUGUUAAGAAUGUGGAGGUCAGUCUGUUGCCGGAAUCGGCGGUUGUGGCUGUCGGGAGGAGUUAUGAGACGCACGCGGUGGUUCUGAAGCUCAAAGCACCGCAAACCAAUGAGUCCAAGACGGCGUCUUUAGAGCGUCGAGCUCCGAUUGACUUGGUGACCGUGGUGGACGUGAGCGUAAGUGCGAGCAAUGCGAAGAUUCAGAUGAUGAAGCGAGCGAUGCGACUUGUCGUUUCGUCGCUCCGCGACACCGACCGUCUCUCAAUCGUCGCGUAUUCCUCCACUUCGAAGAGGCUGCUACCGCUCCGGCGAAUGACCUCUGCUGGUCGUCGUUCGGCGCGUCGGAUUGUGGACGCGCUCUGUGGCGUCGGCGAGGGGAUGUGUGUUAAUGACGCGCUCAAGAAGGCCGCGAAGGUGAUCCAAGACCGGCGCGAGAAAAACACCGUCGCGAGUAUCAUGCUUCUAUUGGAUGCCGUACAACCAGAAGCCACUCAGAAGCGAUCUUAUUCCCCCGUCGUGUCCUCCACGCGCCUCCCUCACCUCGACAUCCCCGUCCACACCAUCGCACUUGGGGAUGGUUGCGACGACGAGCUAACGAAGUGCGUCGGAGGCUUACUACGCGUCAUGGUCCAGGAUCUCAGUCUCCAACUUGGUUUCGUUUCGGGUUCAAGCCCGGCCGAGAUCGCCGCUGUGUAUUCACUCACGGGUCGGCCCGCUGCUCUAGGAUCCGGGUCGAUCCGACUCGGAGAUCUCUACGCCGGAGAGGAGCGAGAGUUGUUAGUCGAACUAAAAGUACCGGUUUCCGCCACCGGCGGGCCCCACUCAUCCCAGAACGUGAUGUCCGUGAGGUCCACACACAGGGACCCGUCGUCCAAUGAGCUUGUGUAUUCAAAAGAGCUGGUCCUCCUCGUACCUCGAUCACAGACCGUCCGAUCGUCAUCGUCGAACCCAAACAUCGAGCGGCUAAGGAACCUCCACGUGGCGGCAAGAGCGGUGGCGGAGUCGCGGAGGUUCGUGGAGAGGAGCAGCGACUUCUCGGGCGCGUACCACCUGCUAUCGUCGGCGCGUACGUUGCUCGUGCAGUCGAGCUCGGCAUCGGCGGAGGAGUUCCUCCGCGGCUUGGAGGGGGAGAUGGCGGAGCUUCAGCGGCGGCGGCAGAUUCAGCUGCUGGCGGAGGUUGAGGCGAAGCAAAGCAAGAAGGGAUGCAAUAAUGGACACGCGGAGGAGAAGCAAGAUCCGCUAACGCCGACGUCGGCUUGGCGCGCGGCUGAGAAAUUGGCUAAGGUGGCUACGAUGAGGAAGUCGAUGAACAGAGUAAGCGACUUACACGGCUUCGAAAAUGCCAGAUUUUAGUUUAAUUUAUUUUUGAUAUAUUUUGUAAGUGUAAUACAAAAAGGAAUAUAAUGAUAUUAAAAAUUAAAUGA